AUGGGUUCUUUUUUUACAAGUUUGUCUUCAUAAAAACCAAAAAAAGAAUAACAAUAAACAACUCUGCAUAAUAAAAAAGAAUAAAUAUAACCUACUGAUACCUUUAUAUCUAUGAGACCAACUCAAUCCAUAGGAGAGCAUUUUUUAUAAGAUAAGGAAUUCUCAUUCAAUGAAGAAUAAUUUAAAGAAUAAUCUUCAAAAAUGACAAAAGGAUAGAUAAAUGAAAAUUUAAAUUAAUCUUAGGAGGCUAUUAUGAUAUAAUAAUCUGGUAAGUUAGUAAGACAAGUUAAUGAUAGUAAGCAAUAAAAUUAUUGUUAUUAAUGUAAAUAAAUAAUAGAAGAAACUCUUAUUUAAAUAAUAUGUUAACAUGUAUUUCAUUAGAAUUGUUUUAUAUCAAUAAUUGAAAAAUAAUUAUAAUAAUAAGAAAAAUUCAUAAUUAAAUGUAAAUGUGGAACUAAAUUAAGCUCAAACAUAUUAAGAUAAAUUGUUGAUGUUAAAAUUAGAUCUAAAAUUCUGUAUUAAAUGUUUUCUGUUUAAAUUUCAAAUAUAUUAUAGAAUUCAGACAUCAGAAAAUAUUGUGAUUUAUAAGAUAUUUAAUAAAUGAUUGAGUAAAAUACAUAAAAAGAGGAUUAUGAUUUUCAUUAUGCUGAUAAAAAAGUAGAAUUGAAAAAAAAUAUUACUGAAUUCUUAAUAGAUCAAAGUGGUAUUUUACAUAUUAGUUAAUAAAAACUAUUUAUUAUUAGUGUCUGUUUAUAUUGUGGAGAUGAGAUAUCUUAAACCUUGUUGAAAUUUAAUUGUGGACAUAUCUAUCAUUAUGAAUGUUUUAUAAAUUGGAUAUAAUUUUAAAUUUAAGAUAAAAAGAGUAUAAUUAUUAAAUGCAGAUGUGGAACUAAAAUGAAUACAAAUAUAAUAAGAAGAAUUCAAGAUAGUAAAAUUAGACUCAGAUUGUUGAACUAUUUAUUUACAGAAUAAUUAUCUAUAAUACUACCUAAACUAAAUAAUAUUGGUGAAAUUGAUUAAAUAUAAGAACUAUUUAAGUAAAAUUAAUAUACAGAAGAUCAAGAUUACAAUAGUUCAUCUGGGUUUUUAUAUUUCAGUAAUUAUUCUACACCAGGAGGGGAUUGA
Messenger RNA from Paramecium pentaurelia, 1125 nucleotides. The record is from the annotation of a GenBank genome assembly. Lineage: Eukaryota; Ciliophora; Oligohymenophorea; Peniculida; Parameciidae.